Gigantopelta aegis is the source of this 6124-nucleotide messenger RNA. Its product is annotated as condensin-2 complex subunit D3-like. Lineage: Eukaryota; Metazoa; Mollusca; Gastropoda; Neomphalida; Peltospiridae. Gene Ontology annotation, biological process: meiotic chromosome condensation; mitotic chromosome condensation. Gene Ontology annotation, cellular component: condensed chromosome, centromeric region. Gene Ontology annotation, molecular function: histone binding. Bases 33 to 5036 code for a protein of 1667 amino acids. The transcript is spliced from 45 exons. The record is from RefSeq and is a predicted model, not a curated record.
GUACAAUUUGGCGGUGAAAUUGAAAACACAACAUGGCACAAAUCGAAAGAACUGUUGAAGUCUUUACAUUUCUUCCACUUGACAGUAUUAAAGAUGACUGGGUGAAAGCAGCAUGGGAGAGUGACUUCGCUGACCUAGAGUCGUCUCCCUCUGGUUUUGAAGAUGUCCUGCAAGAUGAUGGGUACUGUGUCAUUCAGCUGAAGUCUUGCAACGAUCUCCUCAAGGAAUGGCUUCUGCAGGAGGAAGCUGACACGGGAGAAGGUCUUUGGACUGUUAUGGUUGAAAAUGACAUUUCCUAUAAGAGCAUCAUUGCUCUGCUUGCAUUCCUGAUUGAGAGUGGAGGAAAGAUUACAUCAAUUGCUGCACAAAGAGAAGCCGCAGUUUUAUCAGCAUCCCUCUAUUUUAGAUUUGUUGCAGUUCCUGGAAGCAGUGCAUUCCGAAUCUACAAUCCUGAAUUAUUCCUGAAAGCGGUGGAUCUGUUGAAGAUGUGGACCAAACUUGGAAGCAGUAAGCGAAAACGCAGCUUGUCUCCGGUUCCCAGCAGCCAAGGUCACAAACACAAAGGAAGAAAGAAAAGCAAGAGUAACCAGAUGCAGACUGCCAAUCCGGAUCUCGAGGUCAGUGAGUUUCCCCCUGAAGCAGAAGAGGAGGAUGUGGAGCUGACGCCACAGGAAAUGUCUCGGCUAAGAGUGCUGAUGAAAAAUCUCAUGCAGGAUUUAGUUGUACUUUUAGAGAGAUAUUCUUUGAAGCAGUCGGAAUCCACCGCUCGGUAUUUAGUCCAGAUAUUUGCUGAGCUUACAAAACAUGAUGCAGAGGUCUUAGGCAAUGUAUUUGAUCAGUGGCCUCCGACUGAGCGCAUGUCUCUGCCUUGUUUGGCUUUCAAGGGAUUAAGUCUUCUGUGUAUUCCACUGCAUGGACAUGUGGUUUCACUAACCACUGCUGUUUUCCAUCAGGUGCUUCCUGCAGUCUUGAUGCUGAUUGGAUCAAAUAAAGCAAUAGCUGCCCAAACAAUACCAAGACCAGUGCUAACAGCCAGAGAUAAUGCGGUGGAGUUUGUCAAGUAUUUACUGAAGAAAGGUGGCGAUCGAAUAUAUCCAGCUGUCCGAACGUUAAUUCAGCAUGUGUGCACUAAAGUUCCUGACCGAGCCGAAUACCGGACAAAAGUGGCAGAGGGAGUUGUCCCCCUUCUCUGCAUUCUUCCGGAUGAAGCGUAUGCAAGGAUGAUGGAAUGGAUUGUCAAACUGUCAACUCACUCCAAGAUAAAUAAUCGUGGAUUUGCACUUGACAUUGUGACUCAGUUAUUGUCGUUGCCUGAAAGAAUUGUUGAAGAUGUUCCGGAAGAGUUCAUUCAGUACACCACACACCGCCUGUUGCUGGGAGUUCUCAUUGGCCGAUGUUCCGACGUGGCUCCCACAGUUCGUACAAGAGCAAUUGCUGGAUUUUCUCAGUGUCUGUCAUCAAGGGAUGAAGGAAUUAUUGGAGCCAUUAAGGAAAUUGUCACCCCUAAAACAGGUCAUAGGAAUGGCCCACCUCGACUUGUUCCAACACCAGGGGUGGAAGUAAGGAAAGAGCCACGUACAGAAUCUAGUUCAGAAGGGAAGAGCUUGGAAGACUCAUCUCGUGUUGAGCGAAAUGAUGAGAUGAACAACACUAACUUCAACUUUGUGGAACUGACCCCUGGAUUCAAUCCUGAUGUAUUGGAUAAUGAUGGGAUUUUGUCGAUGUUACGACGGCGAAGUCAAGAUGAAAAGGUUGGAGUGAGAAAGGCUGCCUUGCAAGCAUUGGAGAAUGUCAUUCGCUUUGAAGCUCCAAACUAUAGGAAACAGGAUGUUGAGGUGCUAGAGAAGCGGUGUGCUGAUCCAGCGUUGUCGGUGCGUAAACAGGCCAUGCAGUCGGUGACCGACCUCCUGUUCAGUAUGCCGGCAGAUACACACAUACACAGUACGUGGUUAAACGGAGUUCUUCCCCUUGUGAUUGACCGUGAAUCCACUCUUCAAGAAAAGUGCUUAGAGACUCUGGAGGAAAUAUUUAUACAGAAUAUUGUUCCACAUCACAGGUCAAAAGAACCAAACCACCUGCUGGUGUGGAGUCUUCUGCGAAUUAUGACGAGGCCAGAAAAUACAGACUUACGACGGUAUUUACAAAAGGCCUGUCAGCACUGGUCACGUGCUGGUCGACUUAAACCUGGGAUUGUAACCUCUUUACAAACUCACCUGGAAACGGAAAACAAUGAGGGAGCAUGGAUGCUUUUGGCAGAAAUAUCUUCAGCUUUUCCAAAGAUGGAUAAUAAGUUUCUUAUUACAUACUGGGAGAAUCACUCAUCUCAAAUGUCAGAGAGUUCUCAUCAGGUAACUUGGCGCAGAGUUCUGACAGUCAUGGGUAGCAUUGCAAAACACAUCACUGCUGAAACACGUUCAGAGUUCAUAGUUGAACUCAAGGAGCGACUGAUGAAAUUUGACUCACCCCCAGAAUUGAUUGCAGUAGUCAUCAAUACUCUGUCCAAGUUGUGUGAGGCAGAGAAAGAUGGACAAGACAGUCGGAGAGAGAAGGAAUCUUGGUGUGUCGAUCUGCUGAAGGAAUGUGAUGAAUAUUUAUCACGGAUAAUACUAGAUGAAGAAAACAUAAUUUGUUCCACGGAUGAGGAUCAGAUUGUGCGUCAUUUGUUUACACUGGGAGAAAUCGCUCAGCUGUGUCCUGCUAAGACACCCAAGCACGUCUACAUGUUGGUACAGAGCCUGAUCGCUGCCCCUUGUAUUACAGGUGAAAGUAUGACUGACAGCACAAACACUGUGACAUGUUCGCAGCCUGAAGGUGGCCACAACAAGUCGAGCGAGGACAACAAGUCAGGUGGUCACAACAAGUCGAGUGAUGACGGCCGCACCAGUGCCAUGUCAACACAGAGUAGUGGAAGUAGUGGUAGUCAGGCCACACAGAUGUCAUCGCAACAGUUGCAACCGCUGUCUCAGUUCAGAGGAUCCAAGAUGUCCAAUCGCAUCAGAGCUUAUGCCUUUAUUACACUUGGUAAGCUGUGUCUCCAGAAUGAGAACUUGGCGAAGAAGUGUAUCGCGGCUCUGGCUCGCGAACUCGAGAUCUGUACGGACUCCAUUAUCAGAAACAAUGUCAUUGUCAUCAUGUGUGAUCUGUGUGUCAGGUACACGACACUUGUUGACAGGUACAUCACUAACAUUGCUGUUUGCCUGAAGGACGCCUCACCGUUAAUCCGCAAACAGACUCUCACUCUGAUGACCAGACUGCUUCAGGAGGACUUCCUCAAAUGGAAAGGUGUGCUGUUCUACAGGUUUAUUACAACUCUGCUGGAUGACAACCAGGAAAUCAGGGAGUUCGCCGAGUUCUGUCUGGUUCAUCUCUUACUGCGGAGACAGCCGGCGAUGUUCUUUCAACAUUUUGUUGAGUGCAUCUUCCACUUCAAUGCUUAUGAUGGACACAGUGUUUAUAACAAGUUUUCCCAGACAGAAAGGGAAAAACAGAUGUUUUCUUGUCAUGGAAAGCAGAAUUUAAGAAAGCGCCAGAAGCUCUACUUGUUCAUGUUAGAACACAUGAUGGAUGAACAGCGAUUUAAGUUGUCAGCAAAAAUAUGUCAAGAUGUUCUGUGUUACGUGGUAGAUGGCUCCAUUCCACUGGAUGAGGAUGUUUCAGCCAUUUUACAGGAUUCUUUGAUGGUGCUAAGCAGCAAGGAAAUCAAGCUUGCAUCAAUGAAGGUGAAACCAAACGAAAACGAAGAACAGGAUAUGGCUACUGUUGUCAUGGCAACAGCUAAGAAGACCUUUCUUACCCAUAUUGUUAAGAAGAAUGUCAUAGAAAAUAUUGUCCCCAUAGUAAUAUCCCUUAAGCAUAUGCUGGAACGGCAUCGGUCUCCAGUGCUGAAAUACGUGAUGUUAUAUCUCGCAGAGCUGAUGAAGGACUACAAGAAUGAGGUCAAAGACAUUUUAUCCGCUGACAAACAACUUGCCCAUGAGAUUGAAUUUGACAUGCGUAAGUUUGACGAGCAGCAGGCAAAUGCAGAAAAGCAGAGACGAGAAAACACUCCCACACAGAGAAAGCACAUGGGAUUGGCCGGUUCUCCUUUGACCCCUGCAUCUCCAAGGUCACCUGCAGUGGGUUCCCCAAGGUCAACUGCUGGGCAGACGCCUAGGUCUUCUACUGCUGGUCAUGGACUUUCUGCUGAUGUCCAGGAGGAAUCGGCUAGCCAUGAAGUUGGGAAAUCCCCUACAGGUAUUCAAGGAAAGUCGCCUGCUGGUGUUCAGGGGACGUCACCUGCUGCAACAGUUGAAGCUUUGUCACCAGGAGUUACUUCCCCCAAGUCAAACUCUCCAUCAGUUAGCAGGUCACCUCUGGCUGAUGUUCCCUCUACUCCGAAACAGAUGAAUGAAAACUCGCUGGCUGGAACACCAGCAAGGAACACACCUCUGUCCACUCUUGCCAUUCUGAACUCAGCACGCAAGGUUGCGGAGAGAGCAAGGUUUUUGCGAGAAGUGCGGGAUUCACCCAGACAGAAAGGAAGCACGAAGUCGGUAACCCAGCAGAUAAGAGAGCGGACAAAGUCUGGUGUAACGUGGCAUGACAGGGAAAGUCAAAGUUCCGAAACGGAAAUGCUCAAGGAUUCAUCUGUUGAAAGUGCCAAAACUCCACGCAACUUCAGAACUAAAAGCCGUGCUAUUAGUACUCCCAGCGGUAAACUUGGCAACAUUACGUUUGUGGCCGAUCAGAAUGUGACCCUCAUUCCGCCGUCACCAAUCGCCAACUCGUCACAACUGGCCGACACAGACACAGAAGGAGAAGAUUCAAUUUGUACUCGCUCAAAGAGCAAGUAUAUUGUCUACAUGUUUUCACCAGAAAAACAACCUCCAAAGCCACGUCAAUGGAAUGUAAAGUCUCCAAGUGUUCCGGUUGGCGAGAAGAAUAAAGAAAACGUCAGCACCCGGUCUUCAGAUGAUGGACUUUCAAUUGACAGCUCUGCAUCUCAGUCAGGUGCUCCACUUCGAAGGAGGAGUUCAAGAAGGAAGAACAAAUCUUAAUGGCUGAUAUAUAUCAGAUAUAUGAAACAUUGUUGCAUAUAUUAUCUUGCCACAGGUGCCGUAAAUGGGAAAUGUUUGAUAUUGGAUGAUACGAUUAACUAGAAAGGCAAGAGUUCCAAUCAUUAGGCCCUUUUCUCCCCUGGGUCACUGAAUACAAGACUAACCCUGGGUUUCUAUGUUUGCCAAAAAAAACCCAUAAAUCUUAAAUUUCUUUUGCCACUUUCAAUGUUUUUAUAAGUACAUGGUCAUUUUGGUUGAAAUAUUAAAAUUAUAUGCUUUGUAAUAUUAAAAAAUAUGCUAAGAAAUUUGGCAGAUUUAUUUUUAAUUCAUCUAUUUGUGGAAUGUCCCGCUAAUGUCUCAAGUGUCAUUUAAUUAAAAAAAAUUACAUUGUGUAUGAAUACAUGUCAUAUCACACCUGAAAUGUUUAUAAAUGCUCAGAGAUGUGAAAUGGGUCAAUUUUACUUGGUGCUUUUUAUGUUUCUCUAUAACUUGCAAAGUUAUCAAAUUUUAAGUGUGUUAUAUAAACUAUCACAUAAUUUUAUUUUAUUGGACAUGCUAUCUAUUAUAUGAUUAAAAAAAUAUUCAUAACUGUUUUUAUAGUGAUAUAUUUUUAUAGUCAUUAGAAAAGUUCAUUUCUAAAACACAAUAUAUGGCAAUUUUUAAUUUUUGAGUUAGGAAUGAAGGUACAACUCAGCAGUACGACAAAAGAAUUUUUGUUAUUUAAAAUGCAAUCUAUGUUGAUUAAACAGGAUUUUAAAACUGCUUCGUGUGAUAUAUGUCCUGUUGUAGCAAAAAUAUUUUCUUAAAAUAACAUUUUGAAAUUGAACUCUUAAUUUAUAUAUAUUAUAUACAUGGGCAUUUGGUUCCUGGUUGAAAUUUCUAAAUCUACCUAUACCGUUUAAUGACAUUAAUGGAAUAAUAACAAAACGUAUAUGGGUCGAUUCCUAGAAUGAUAAUCUUUCUACCUAUACCGUUUAAUGUCAUUAAUGGAAUAAUAACAAAAUGUAUAUGGGUCGAUUCCUAGAAUGAUAAUCUUUCUACCUAUACCGUUUAAUGUCAUUAAUGGAAUAAUAACAAAACGUAUAUAG